Pelmatolapia mariae (spotted tilapia) is the source of this 3783-nucleotide messenger RNA. Its product is annotated as peptidase M20 domain-containing protein 2-like. NCBI's taxonomy places the organism in Eukaryota, Metazoa, Chordata, Actinopteri, Cichliformes, Cichlidae. The transcript is spliced from 7 exons. The record is from RefSeq and is a predicted model, not a curated record. Bases 122 to 1354 code for a protein of 410 amino acids. Gene Ontology annotation, molecular function: dipeptidase activity.
GAGAGCAAAUUCAUUUCAAAUGUAGGCUACACGGCCUUUAAUCAGCCAGCAGAGGGAAGCACACCAAUGCUUCACUGGGAUACAUUUCCUGUGUUUUUAGGAGUCCAGCUCUAAUGCCUGCAUGCUGUCGGGCGAUAUGGAGAAACGACAGCAGAUGAAGGACGACCUGCAGCGGUGCAUAGACGCACACAAAGACGAGCUGCACAGUCUGAGUAGAGAUAUUUGGAGCAAUCCUGAAGUCGCCGGUAACGAGAAACAUGCGCACGACCGGCUUGUCCGCUUCUUUUCUCAGGACCAGACAUGGACGGUCCAGAGUCACUACAAACUUCCGACCGCGUUCAGGGCCAGCUGGGGUCUAGUUGGUGGCGGGGUGGGGGACUCAGUGUUGAACGUGGGGUUCCUGUGCGAGUAUGACGCCCUCCCGGGUAUCGGCCACGCGUGUGGGCACAACCUGAUAGCAGAGGUGGGCGCUGCGGCCGCUGUGGGGCUGAAGGCUGCUUUAGAAAACCAGACUGAGCUCCCAGUGCCUGUAAAGAUAACUGUUCUGGGAACUCCUGCCGAGGAAGAGUUAGGAGGAAAGAUUGAGCUAAUCAAUGCCGGGGCCUUUGCUGAUAUUGAUCUCGUCUUCAUGGCUCAUCCAGCUCAGCAGGAUGCUUCAUUUCACCCUUGCAUCAUAAUCGAAGAGAUGUUAGUGAAGUACUAUGGGAAGGCGUCUCAUGCAGCUGCAUACCCUUGGGAGGGAGUGAAUGCCCUGGAUGCGGCUGUCCUGGCCUAUAGCAACAUCUCUGUACUCAGACAGCAGCUCAAACCAGACUGGAGGAUUCAUGGCAUCAUCAAACAUGGAGGAGAGAAGCCCAACAUUAUCCCAGCCUACACUGAAUUAGAGUUUUAUUUGCGCGCCCCGUUGCUCAAAGACCUUUGUGACCUGAAGGCUAAAGCUGAAGCUUGCUUCAGGGCAGCUGCCGGAGCAACCGGUUGCCGAGUGGAGAUCACCUUCCCAACCCCUACCUACUAUAACAUUCUACCUAAUGCCACACUGGCAAGCCUGUAUGAAAGCAAUGGAAAAGCUUUGGGAAUUCACUUUCCAGAGCAGCCAGCCAGCUUCUGCGGUUCUACAGAUUUUGGCAACGUGUCAUUCAUAGUCCCUGGUAUUCAUCCGUUUUUCUACAUCUGCACUGAUGCAUUAAAUCAUACAGAGGAAUACACCGAAGCAGCAGGAGCUGAAAAGGCCCAGUUGUACACCCUGAGGACAGCCAAGGCCCUGUCUAUGACAGCUGUGGAUGUAGUGUGCUGUCCUGAUCUGCUUAAGAAAGUGAGAGACGACUUUAGACUGGCCAAACUGAAACAGAAGUGACUGGAAGGCAGUGAUAGACCUCCCUCAUAACACUGAAAUUAGAAAUACAUAUAGGAGAAAUUAUAAGGUUUAAAUAACAACAAGUAGGUGCUUUGUAUUUUUAGCUAAAGAUCCUUGAGCGUAAGAGAAAACCCCCCCAACAAUCAGAUGGUCCCCUAUGUUCAGGCACUUGGUGACAGUGAGAAGGAGAAACUCCCUUUAAAAACGGGAAGAAACGUCCAGAAGACUCGAUAUCAGGGAGGAGCAGAAUCAAAACUGGGAGAAAGAAAAGAGACCAAACUGAAAGCAAAGGAUAGAAAGAAAAAAGAAAUGUAAUCACAUGCUGUAGUGCAUCAUUGGAACUCCUCCAGCAGCCUGAGCCUAUUGCAGCUUAACUACAGGAUGAUUCAGGGUCACCUGAUUCAGCCUUAAAUAUAAGCCUUAUCAAAAAGAAGGUUUUAAGCCUAAUCUCAAAAGUAGAGAGGGUGUCUGUCUCCCAAAUUCAAACUGGGAGCCGGUUCCACAGAAGAGAGGCCUGAAAGCUGAAGACUCUGCCUCCCAUUCUACAUUUAAAACUCUAUGAACCACAAGUCUCUGGUAGGACAAUAUGGUACUAUGACUUCUUUAAGAUAUGAAGGACUUUGCAUGUGAGGAGUAGGAUUUUAAAUUCAAUCUUGAGUUUAACGGGGAACAAAUGAAGGCAUCUAAUAUCUUUCUAGUCUGUGGUAAUGGACAACAUGAAUUUACUGAUGAUGAGUUUGGCAUACACUCACAGUUUUACACCACGAACCUCUAAAUAAAACAAGCCUAAAUGUAUUACUCCAUCCACGGAUAGCCCUAUUGUACUUGAUUGCAUGAUCAUACUACCUCUCUUAGUCAUUGAGAUUUCUAGGCGUACUUUCAUCAGCUACACAGCUUGAUAAAAAAUCUUGGCUCUUAAGAGUGGGCCCAGAUGUGGUGGAAAAUCAGGUUAUGGACAUCUUUUUGAUGCUUUAUCCUUUUCUGCCAGCUUUGAUGCGGUGAUGCCUUUGUUCGCAUUUUUUUCACUAGAAGAUGGCGCACAAAGUUUAAAUUGACACCUUCGGGAUGUUGCUUAGAUCAAAAAAACCCAACAAAAACAUGCUUCAGCAUAUCCCACUCUCUCACUUUUCUGUGAGGAAAGCCUUAAUGUAAUUGUAUAUGUAUAUAUCCUUUUACACACAUGUGAGUGGUUAAUGGCAUUACAUAAUACGCAGUGUAUAUGAUUUGUUUUAAAUGCUCAUCAGCACUCAGACAUGUGCCAGAGCGAGAAGAAAGACCUUGGAGCUGUGAGCAACCCAGUGACUAAUAACAGUAAAGGCUUAUCCUCCAGGACUGUUUAAAUAUACUGUAUAAGUGAGCAGAAAAAUGUGAUUAAAAUAAAGGGAUCAACUGUGUUCAAAUGAUCCAAAGUGUUGUGUUUUAGGUUUUAAGCAUCUCUCUGUUUCUACGAUGUUCAGCACUCAAGCUCCGAUUUUCAGAAACCAAAACAUUUAUUAAACAUCUUCCCAUACAUGACAGUUUUAAAUACCUGUAAUAUUUUUUUAAAAUAUCUUUUGCCUAACAAAGUAUAAAGUUGUUUUUAAGCUGAAAAAGACGUUAAAACUAGCAACUAACAGGUCACAGCGAACCUCAAAGCCUCACAACACCAAACAGAGGAGAUGAGCUUCAGUUGUAUUUAAAAAUAAAAAGAAGAAACAUUAAAAAAUAAAAAGAGUUAAUAUCAUAGUCAGUGCAUGGGACUUCUAAACAUACAUUUUUACAUUUGUUGUUUUAAUAGACUGCAUUACUUUGCGUUUUUUACUCAACGUUGUCAAGUCACACAAACGGAGCGCAGUAGCUUGACAUCAAAAUAACUGCAUUGAUACAAAUUUCACAAGAAAAUUUAAGCUAAACUGAAUCAUAUUAACAUGCUGCAAAGGAAACGUGGAACUUCAAGAAUAAGCUCUGAAUUAGCCUUUUUUUUUAAAUAAAAACAUUUACUUUCAUUCAGAUGUUUAUUUGCUUUCGUGCAGAGUUGGGAGAGUGGGUUGAUAUCACUUUCAUGUCUGCAGUAAAUAUGAAGCUCUAGCCAGGAGACGGCUGAGCUGAGCACACAAGACUGGGGAAAAGGGGGAAGCAGCUGGGCGAAAUUUGCCAACUACCACCUCAAAGGCUGACUAAUUAACAAGAUGUAAUCUGUUUUUUUAAUCUUUAUAAAAAUUGACAUUCUGUUGGGAAUUUAAUUGCCAGACUCUUUCUUGCCUCUGAGCGUUAGCUAGGCAGUCAUACUGGUAGAAAAAUAGUAGGACUUCUGAGCAUUAGCUAAGAAUUUAUACUGGUAGAGAAAUAGUAGCACUAAUCCCCCUAUAAAACCAGGCUUUUAUGGUUGUUUCUGUAUGGAUUCAGUCAAAAUAUAUAACUUGCUGUAGUUAUUAUAGAAAUGCUGGUAG